GAGGAAGCAGCAGAGCCAUUUUUACUGUUGAGUAACUGCACGCUGCUCCGUCUCUGCUAGAGAGAGAGAGAGAGAGAGAGUGAGAGAGAGUGCUAGAGAAACAAAGUGCUCCUCCUGGAUCUCACCGGAGCUCUCUCUCCCCUCUCUCUCUGUUUCCUCACCUUCUUCUCCCCCUCUCUUGCCACUGGUGUCUGUUUGAGUGGGGGAGGCCCUGGAGAGGACACACAAUGGGACGAAGAGCCUGUGGCAACUGGGCCGUUGUACUGCUGAGAGGGGGAUGGGGUAGAGAGAGGACCGGCUCACACAGCUAACACAGCCCGCCGGCUGCAGGCCUACACAGCCUCUCCUCCCCGCCUGGAUCCACUCUCUUCCCAGGCUCCUUUCUGGGGCCUUUUUCCUGGAACAACUACCCUCAAAAUCCGCUUUGACUACACUAAGGAUUACUAACCAUGUACGUUGGGAUUUUAGGACACAUUCUGGAGUCUGAAGAAUAAAUCCUCCCUGUGUUGUGGAUACGAGAAAUGGGAGAACAAACUUUUGUUUAAUUCUCCUCGUUCUUUUUUAAGUUUUGGUUUCUGUUUCUGUGAAGUGGAGUUCAUAAAUGGAUUACAAGAUGCAUGCCAAGUCAAAUGAUUUGCUGGAUUUUCAGAAACUGGAUGCCCUUCUGGAAAAAAUUGCACAUUCAGUCUCUGUGAAAAGAGAGUCCAGUGAGGAGUGCAAUGGGAUCAGCGGUGCUCUGUCAGUGGAGUCUGUGCCGGGGCCAAGACUGAACUGGUGUCCUGCCAACACCACUACCCCUGCCCCUGCUCCAGCUCCCGCUCCGGGACCUGAGCUCACGUCCAACCCUGUUAGCAUGGGGGACGGCCUGGACGCAGCACAGAUGUCGGGCAGUAGCAGCAGCCAGGGGCAGCCCCCCACACAGCCCCACAGCGGUGGCAACCCUUCACCCCCAGAGUACGUCAACGCUGAAAGGCCGAAGCGCCAGACCAACCAGCUGCAGUAUCUGCUGAAGGUGGUGCUGAAGGCCCUAUGGAAGCACCAGUUUUCCUGGCCCUUCCAUGCACCCGUGGAUGCAGUCAAGCUGAACUUGCCUGACUAUUACUCAAUAAUCAAAAUUCCUAUGGACAUGGGAACAAUCAAGAAAAGGCUUGAGAACAGUUACUACUUGAAUGCCCAAGAAUGUAUCCAAGACUUCAACACGAUGUUUACCAACUGCUACAUAUACAACAAGCCUGGAGAUGACAUAGUCUUAAUGGCUGAGGCUCUUGAGAAGCUGUUCCUCCAAAAGGUCUCAGAAAUGCCCGAACAAGAGACUGAGAUUGUUGUCAUGACAGGAAAGGGACGUGGUCGUGGGCGGCGAGACGCAGGUCUGAACUUGAAACCAGGACCCAUCAUUGAUUCUUCCUCCAUGACCCCACAAACACGUGGUCUGUCCAACCUCCCAGCAGGGCCACAGACCAGAGGACCAUUGCAGGGCCCGCCUUCUCUACCUCCCCAGCCUAUGAUGCAGGCCCUGCCCCCCCGUGUGCCCUCAACGUUACCCAGCCACGCGCCACAGCUUGGAGCUCCCUACUCCCUGGGCCCACCAGACUGCAGUCCUCAAGUCUCCAUCAUGACCUCUGUGCCUCCCCAACCGGCGACAUCCCUCCCCCCCACGUCCAUACAGAGCACUGCCCCAUUGCUGCAGAACCCUAUACCCAUGACCAAACAGAGAAAGAGCCAGAAAAGGAAAGCAGACACUACAACGCCCACAGCAAACGACCAGUUAAAUGAGUCUUCCCCAGCAGAGUCCAAGUCUGGGAAGACAUUGCCCAGGCGAGAGAGCACCCGGCCUACUAAACUGAUUAAGAAGGAUGCCCCAGACUCCCAGCAUCAUAUGGACAUGGGGAUGGGACUGAGUGGACCAAGCGGAGGCCAUAGCCCCAAGCCGCAGGAUCAGCUGGGCUAUUGCGCUAGCCUCAUUCGGGAUAUGCUCUCCAAGAAGCACGCUGCUUACGCCUGGCCAUUCUACAAACCUGUGGAUGUGGAUGCGCUUGGACUACACGACUACCAUGAUAUCAUCAAACACCCCAUGGACCUCAGCACCAUCAAGACCAAGCUGGAGACCAGGCAAUAUAGGGAAGCCCAGGAGUUUGCUGCUGAUGUACGGUUAAUGUUUUCCAACUGCUACAAGUAUAAUCCACCAGACCAUGAGGUGGUGUCUAUGGCACGCAAGCUACAGGAUGUUUUUGAGAUGCGUUUUGCCAAGAUGCCAGAUGAACCUGAGUGCAAACCGCUGGUGUCCGUUCCAGCUCCUACACUGCACCACCCUGCCCCCGUCAAGCCUCAGCCGCCUUUGGGUCGCGUUGCCUCCUCCUCCGACAGCUCCAGUGACUCGUCCUCUGAGUCAGAGUCUUCCACAGACGACUCUGAGGAGGAGAGAGCCCAGAGGUUGGCGGAGCUCCAGGAGCAGUUGAAAGCUGUCCAUGAGCAGCUGGCUGCCCUGUCCCAGCCACAAGCCAGCAAACCAAAGAGAAAAGAGAAGGAGAAGAAAGAGAAGAAGAAGGACAAGCAUAAAAAGAAAGGUGGUAUGCCUGCUGUGGUGGAUGAGAUACAGGAUGCUACGCCAGUUUCGCAGCUCUCAAAGAAGACAAAGACCAGUAACAAUAGCAACAAGGAGCUUGUUCCCAAGAAGAAGCCGAGUAAAAAGGAAGGGAUGAAAAACAAUCACCCCGCCAACCUGCAGCCACUUCCCAACAUGGAAGACGACCUGGGGGCAGCUGGGUCAUCAGCCACAGGGGAAAAGUGCAAGCCCAUGUCCUACGAAGAGAAAAGGCAGCUGAGCUUGGACAUUAACAAGCUCCCUGGGGACAAACUCGGCCGUGUGGUGCACAUCAUCCAGUCCAGAGAGCCCUCACUCAAGAACUCCAACCCCGAUGAGAUCGAGAUUGAUUUUGAAACGCUCAAACCCUCGACUCUGCGUGAGCUGGAGAGAUACGUGUCUUCCUGCCUCCGCAAGAAGAAAAAGGUUCCAGUUGAGAAGCCUAUGGAGGCCAUGGCUGCCUCGAAAAAGGCUGGGUCUUCUUCAGGGAGCAGUGGGUCCAGCUCAGACAGUGAAAAUGAGGAGACAGGAAUGGUCCCAAAGCAGCAGAAGAAGAAAGGCCAGUCUGUGAAAGAGGGAAAGAAGGCGCAUCCUCACGUUCAGGGCGGUCCUGCAGCUCCGACUGGGCUUCAUUCCCACAUUUCCGGUCUCCAGCCCAGUGCUCAGAUGAAGCAGCAUCAGCCGUCUCCUGCAGGCUUCAUGGCUCCUCCUGUCACUGCUCUGGAAUCUUCCCAGAUGCUGGAGAAUAGCUUUGACUCCCUGCCCCAUUUCGGUCAGCCCCUCAUGCAUUUACCCGAUCACACAGGCAACUCCUCCUCACCUGCGCCCCCCCACCUCAAUGCCCACUCUACUGCUGGCCCAGUGUCCCCUGAGACUCACCCCUUCCUCAACCAGCAUCCCGUCCUCCCAUCUCCAGCCUUGCACAAUGCCAUGCCUCAGCAGCCCUCUCGGCCCAGUCACAAGGCAGCACCUCUACCUCCCAAACCCCCGCAGCAGCAACCACCACCUCCUCCACAACAGCCAACCCUACCACAACAGCAGCAACAACAACAACAACAGCAGCAACAGCAACAGCAGCAACAACAGCAGCAGCAGCAGCAGCUCCAGCCCCAGUCAGCUGCCCCAUCUCAGCACCAACUCCCUUCUCACAUCCUCCACCCUGCUCAGCCCCUGCACCAGCGGCCCAUAUCCCCCCCAACACUCACCCCACAGGGCUUGCUGUCCUCCCAGCCUCCCCAGAUGCUGUUGGAGGAUGAUGAGGAGCCAGGGCCUCCGAUGCCUCUAAGCCAAGUGCAGCUCUACCUGCAGCAGCUCCAGCAAGGUCGACAGCCCCAGCAACCAAUGCAGUCCCUCCAGACUCAGGCUCGUCAGCAGCAGCAGCAGCAGGCAGGCCAAGCCCCUCUCCUGCAGUCUGUCCAGGUGCAAUCUCAGAUGUCCUCACAACCCUCCCUGCCUCCUCCCCAGCUGUCUGUGCAGUCCCAGGCUCAGACAGCCCAGUCACACCAGGCGCAACCCCAACAGAUGCCCCCGCACCAGGCCCGGCACAUGCAGCAUGGUCAGCAACAGCAACAGCAGCAAAUGAGCUACCAACAGGGCCCUGGACAGGCUGCUCAGUCACAGGGAUCACAACACAAAGUGUCUAUGCCUGCCAACAAAGCACAGCAGAUCAUUCAGCAGCAACAACAACAACAACAACCCUCCCCUCGGCAGAUCAAGGCUGACCCAUAUAACGCAGGUCACCUGAGAGACAACCCCUCCCCUCUCAUGAUGCAUUCCCCACAACUACCCCAGUAUCCACCUGUGGUUCACCAGUCUCCACCUCACAACAUGCAGCCCAAAAAGCAGAGGGUCCCUGUGAGCCACAGUGGAUCAAAGGAGGAGAAGCUUCCCCCAUCACCAGCCCUGAGAGGAGAGCCCUUCAACCCCGCAAUGAGACCAGACCAUCACAAACACCCCGAUAACAAGCCCUCUCAGCCGGGCCACAGCCAACAGAAUGUGAAACCUAUGGACAGCUCGCGGCCUGUCAUCCAGUCAUCUGAGCCCAGUGGGCUGCCCUCCUCCCUGCAAGACAAGGAUAAGUUCAAGCAGGAGUCGAAGGCACCCGUUGCCCCCAAAAAGGUACAGGAAGUGAAACUGAAGAAUAUGGGCUCAUGGGCCAGCCUGGCACAGAAGUCCACAUCAGCGCCCUCGUCGGCAGUGAAGUCAUCGAGUGACAGCUUUGAGCAGUUCCGCCGUGCUGCGCGGGAGAAGGAGGAAAGGGAGAAGGCCCUGAAAGCGCAAGCCGAGCAAGCAGAGAAAGACCGGCUACGCAGAGAGCAGGAGAAACUACGGGUUCGGGAUGAGGACGACGUCAUGGAGCCGAGCAGACGGGUGCAUGAGGAGUCCCGCAGGCGGCUGGAGCAGCAGCACAUCCAGGCCCCCUCGCAACAGCAGCAAGAGCCCCAGCCCACCGCGGUCCAGCAGCCCCCCCAGCCCCCCACACCGCCUCACCCUGCCACGCAGAACCCGCUGGACCAGCAGAGGGAGCUAGCACGCCGCCGAGAGCAGGAGAGGAGGAGGCGAGAAGCGAUGGCAGCAACCAUCGACAUGAAUUUCCAAAGUGACUUAAUGGCUAUCUUUGAAGAGAAUCUGUUUUGAGGAGAGGAGCAACUGAAACAUAACUGCAAAAAAAUAAUAAAAAAAAAAAUAAUAAAAACAAAACAAGAAAAAAGAAACAAAAAACGAAUGAUGUAAACAUGAAGAGAUUGGUGAUCAUGUACUGCAGAGGGACAAGGACCGUGUGGACAUGACAAAGCCCUCAGAAACGCAGACGAACAAGGCGAACGGGCUCUCACUGCCCCCUGUGGACCCAAAGUACAUGACAAACAGGGAUACUCUCAUGGUUUCUGAUGUCAUUUCCUGUGGAUUUGGCAUUGCCUGCCUGAUCAUAACGAGAGAAAGAGAGAGAGAGAAAGAAAGGACUCCUGCUGGCACACUUGUUGUCGUCACACUCGUUUUUUCCCCAGUGUGCGCGGGCGCAAAAGGCAAACAAUAAUUGUAAGAGGACAGACAUCCAACAAUAACUAUGAAAAUGCUCUGAUUAAGUCCUGACAGACUGUGCCGUGGUGUUCUGAAACUGCCUGAUGUCUGAGGUGGUGAAGAGGACUGGUCCUUUAUGUUCUGUACUGUUUUUGUUUUGUUGUAAGUGAACACAUGCAACAGUGGGAGGGGUGGGCUGGGGGGUGGGUGGUUGCGGGGACGGGGGGGAGGGGGGACUUACAUACUGUAAAUCAUGUAUAUUUCUCAGCAGAGAAGGUACAGUUUGCCUUACACCUCUUUCCUAUACAGACCAUAACGUUCUGUGGCCUGAACACACGAACAAACCAAUAACAACAGUUCGCGCCAGGAGUAGAAGCAGCGCAGACCUUUUUUGCAUCAUCUAGUAUCUACUGUAAAGAAGUAUUUUCUUAUACUACAAUAACUGUUUAUUUUGGAUCAUGUUGUUUUUUUCCUCUCUUUUCGGUUUUUAAACCUUACACCGAUACACUCCGCCGCCUAUGUCUAUGCCAAACAACCCCAUUUACCUUUUAUGCUAAAUUCCUUGUCCUAUAACAUGUAGGUAGCUAGUGCAAAAACUCCCUAAUAUAUGCAUUAUCAUAAUUCCAGCAAGUAUUUAUGAAAGACAGAAUCAUUUGAAGUUUUCAUAAUGCCUUGUCUUUUUUUUUUUUUUUUUGGUUUUGUUUUGUUUUGUUUUGUUUGUUUGUUUGUUUUAUUUGGAACUUAGAGCAGGAUCUUGCCAGCAGAGAGUGGGAAAAGUCCAGCUGUUUCUGAGCUUUUAGUUAGACUAUGAUUUCACUACAACACCAUUAUGUGUAUUACACCUUUGGGGCGGAAAAGUUUCUAUCAUUGGCCUCUUCACAGCAGACGCGCACCGUCACACUACUGAACCAAUCUGUGAGAUGAGUAGCUCCUUGUUGCUCCCUCCGUCGGACACAACUUUGCCUCGCUCUGAUCAGAAACCAUAGGUGUUUGAUCAAAAAUGUGGCGUGCAAAGAUUGUUUGAGCCAGGACGGAGGGACGACCAAGGGAAUAAGAUACAAACACUGAACACCUUUCUGUAGCUGUUACAAGGAAUCACUUUCGUCAAAAAUAAUAACAACACAACAAAACACAAUAAACAAAUACAAAAGUCAGGAAAUGGAAAACUUUGGGGGAAAGAAAAAACAGUUUUGAUUUUUAUCUUUGUUCUUGUUCGAUUAAUCGUGGAUGUGAGUUCUGAUUCUGUUAUCGGAGACAUCGGUCGGACCGGAAAUCGGCUGAAAAAUUUGAGCGACUCUCGUCCUCUCCACUUGUCUCGUAUGGUGUUUUUUCUCCAGUGCCUGUAUUGUAUUGCGAUUCUCGUUGGCUUCUAUUACACUUGGGAAGGGGUGAGAAAGGGGCGAGCGAGGACUGGAUGGUGUAAUAUUUCGAAAGGGGAGGGAGAUUCUCGGAAUGGUUUGUGUAAAAACAAAAACAACAAAAAAAAAACAACAAAAAAACACAAAAAAAGGAAAAGUCAGCGUUUUAUAUUUUACCCGUUUA
Myripristis murdjan (pinecone soldierfish) is the source of this 7141-nucleotide messenger RNA. It is a transcript of the gene brd4, whose product is annotated as bromodomain containing 4. Gene Ontology annotation, cellular component: chromatin; nucleus. Bases 602 to 5218 code for a protein of 1538 amino acids. NCBI's taxonomy places the organism in Eukaryota, Metazoa, Chordata, Actinopteri, Holocentriformes, Holocentridae. The record is from RefSeq and is a predicted model, not a curated record. Gene Ontology annotation, biological process: chromatin remodeling; regulation of DNA-templated transcription. The transcript has 19 exons.